CAUGUUCGCGCGUCUAUAAAUAGCCCAGAGAUUGUAGACUGCAAUAUUGUGUCAAUUGAACUUUGAUUCAGCAAAGUUUACAGAAGAAGAAAGACAGAGAAAAUGGGAAAGCGAUUGAGAAAAGGAAGGUCCAUUUGCAGUUGCAAAUCUCCUCGUCUAAGCUAUCGUGCCAGUCCUCGCUCCUCUUUCAACUGGUACGAAGAGGAUUUAUGGACGGAGAUAGCGAAGCUCUUGGACGGGAAAUCUCUGGUGAAGCUAGCGGCCACCUGCAGAUGGUUCCACGGAGUCAUCAUGCACGACAGCAUAUGGAGGUUCGUGUGCUUGCGUGAUCUUCAGGUUCCAGAUCCAGGCCACGUGUCAUUCAAGUGGAUAAAGCUCUACGCUUCGCUUGUUGAUGGCAGUCACUCUUACACCUUUCAUGAGAAGGAUAAGCAUCUAGAUUGGAUGCGAAUUGGUGCAUUUUGCCUCGACUCAAAAGUAGCACUCCUGACUCAGAGACUCAACUUGCCAUUGCAAAUCAGACAAGAAGAUACUAUAGAGAAGAUGCUGAAAUCCUGCGGGGCGUCUAUGUUACGUAACAUGAAAAUUGGAAUUUGGAUAGCAGAUCUGCAGCUUGUUCGAUGCCCUGUUUGUGAACUUGAAAAAUGUGAUGGAACAAUGCAGACAUUAGAUGCGAGACAUAUCGAACUAUUUCAGUACAAGGGUUUUCAAGAUGGGAGUUGGAAGUACGAGUUGAUUGGAACACAUAAAAUUGAAAAAUGUACAAAUGCAGCAUCGGGAGCCAUUUUUGACCUCAAUCAUCUAAACGACCGUGGAACAGCUGGUGUCUUCAAUCUCAAGUCGUGGACAGCAGAACCCAAUGAUUUUCAACCAAAGGCUAUGAUUACUUUCCAUUCAGUUGCGAUCAACACCAAUUUACAAGUGAAUGAAGGACUUCUUUCAAAGUACUUCGUGAUGAGAGCAGGACCUGAUGGAGAAGUUGUUUCAAUUAGAAUCUCCCAGCAACUCCUGUAAUUCAAGCUAAAAUCUUCCUUCUUGUAGCCAGAUUUUGUUUACUCUCUGAAAAGACAAAUAGGUUUCUUUACAGUAUUGUAAUUCGAAAAGUAUCCUUCCCCGAGAAAAUUGAUUUGAUCUACAUAAUAAGCUUCUCGCUUUUAUCAAUCCUGUUAUAGUGAGGAAAAUUAGCACCUGCAUGUCACCUGUAUGUAUACUGUGCAUAUCAUUUGCAGUCUUACAAUGCAAAAUUUCAUAGUGAAAUUUACAGACUGA
This is a messenger RNA of Jatropha curcas, 1269 nucleotides long. RefSeq names its product reduced male fertility (gene RMF). Gene Ontology annotation, biological process: reproductive system development. Gene Ontology annotation, cellular component: nucleus. Gene Ontology annotation, molecular function: protein binding. The record is from RefSeq and is a predicted model, not a curated record. NCBI's taxonomy places the organism in Eukaryota, Viridiplantae, Streptophyta, Magnoliopsida, Malpighiales, Euphorbiaceae.